UCCCACCCGUUCGUAUUUACUUCUCGCACUGCGCAUCAGAAUUUCUGACGCAGAAAUAUAUUUGAUAUUCAGAAAUAAAUUCAGAAAUACUCCCCAAAUUCCAAAAUAUAACUGGGUUUUCAUUCCUUAACUAUCGAAAUUCAAUCUGACCAAGAUCCGAGACUUAUCCAAGAAAAAUGAAACGCUCCACAAAAACUGCACCAUCGUCGUCUCAUUCUCACUUGCCCAAAGUGAAGGAAGUCCCAUUUUCAAAAUGGUAUAAGCACAUGGCCAGUACUGGAGUGGGGCCUGACUUGGUCGAACAGUUUGCCAAGUUGCGGCCCAUCUUAUCCGAUCCGGCGCAUCAUGAUGCCACCUUUGGGAUCCUGGUCAGCCUCGGCUUACCAAAGGCACACUGGGUCAAGCCGCCAUGGAAUUAUAACAUAGAAAAGGAGCGCUUUAAGGCGGCCUUCACUGUGGACAAGGCUAAUCCUGAUUCGCAUAUGGACGAUCAACCAAAAUACACUAGCUUCGUCAUGAAGUUACUCCACCUGGAUAAGAAAUAUGCCAAAGUGCAAGAGCUUUCGGACAAUACGCUUGUGGACUCUUUAAAAUUCGUGUUGAGCUUUUGCUCCACGGUUAAGCAGGCUGACCUUCAGACGAUGAGAUUACUACUCGUAUGCCGAGAUCAAGUGCGCCGGUUGGAGUCGUUGCUGAGACGAGGGGACAAGGUCAUCGAUAAGGAGGAUGACAACAGACUCUCUGCUUUAUGGACAUUGAAAGACGCUACCUUUCACCUGGUGGACAAAAUGGUGGAGCUGGACAAAGUUUCAUCGAAGCACUUAGCGAAUAUUAUGCUCAAAUGUAGUUUGCUCCCAAGAUACAAGGAUCAUACCCGCGAGGAAAUCAGGUUUGAUACCGAGAUUCUUGAAAAGAUGAAGAAAAUGGGUCAGAGGAUUGAAAUUCUGGGAAAUAUUGUAGCAGCGGAGAAAGAUCCGGAAAAGAAGACGAAAUUUGAGGACGAUUUGAAAAAAGAAAAAGCCGAAUUCGAAACGUUCACAGGGAAAGAUGAAACAUGUAAAGAGUUUUCUUUUAUGGCGUUAGGGACGCUGCAGUUGAUGAAUCGUACCUACCGAAACGAAGGUCUUUCCCACGAUAUGCUUCAGAAGAUUGUCGCGACUUUAAAAACAUACAACAGGCAAGUGAGCGAAUACAAUAUCGAAUGGUUAACCAUGUCAUCACGCCGUCGUCGGUCCCGUUGACAAGUCGACAAAGAAAAAUAUGUUACUUGCUCAGCAUUCAUAUUUUAAAUGGAAGGAUUUUUCAAAUAUUCAGUUAGACAAGUACGGUACAAUUAACUAUUUCCAAGACUUAGCUUAGACUCGUAUGCAGUGUAAUUUAAUACAAUUUCUUCACAUGGUACUGUAUUAAUUUAACCUUCG
Messenger RNA from Folsomia candida, 1421 nucleotides. RefSeq lists its product as uncharacterized. The transcript is spliced from 6 exons. The coding region runs from base 177 to 1241 and encodes 354 amino acids. The record is from RefSeq and is a predicted model, not a curated record. Lineage: Eukaryota; Metazoa; Arthropoda; Collembola; Entomobryomorpha; Isotomidae.